Trypanosoma rangeli is the source of this 951-nucleotide messenger RNA. RefSeq lists its product as uncharacterized. The transcript has a single exon. The coding region runs from base 1 to 951 and encodes 316 amino acids. The record is from RefSeq and is a predicted model, not a curated record. NCBI's taxonomy places the organism in Eukaryota, Euglenozoa, Kinetoplastea, Trypanosomatida, Trypanosomatidae.
AUGAUUGCUGACAACAGGGAACGGAGCAUUGACUUUAGCCCAAACCCAUCCGGCGAACUGGAUGAGGAGGUGCUCACGCGGCUUCGCGAUGCAUUGAACAGCAAUGACCACUACAGUAAACUUAUCUUUAACAACAAUCGUCUAAGCGACGAGGCGGUUGGCAUUCUGGCCGCCAUUCUGAAGGGAUCUACCCUGAUUGAGUACCUGUCUCUUUCCUCAUGCCAGGUUCGCGACGUGGAUGUCAUGCGCAUCGCCAAUGCGCUAUGCGUGAAGAAAGCUUUGAGGCACCUGGAUUUGUCCAAUAACCCCAACAUCUCCAGCGCGGCAGCACCAGAUAUUGCGAGAGUCAUUAGAACACUGCCGUUAUUACGGGAGGUGUUAUUAAUUGGAACAGGUCUCCAGCCAGCAGGCUGCUCAAAGAUUGUCGCUGCGGCAGAGCAAAACUCAUCCUUAAAAGUGCUGGUGCUACCGUACACAGUAGGCUUCAGGAUUCUCGACAGAGUUCGAAACGUCAUUGAAAAGAGAGUCGAUGCUAAAGUAGAGGAUUUGGUGAAAGUGGAGAAGGCUGUGAAGCGGGCCGAGCCAUCGCUGACAGACUCACCUGGAACAUGUGAUCUGGGCCCGACGGUAAGCCCGUGGAAGGAAAAUAUCUUGCCAAGGCUUCUUCUGCCUCCGCUUACCCCCUCUCAGAGAGGGGGACCGAUGCCCACAGCUGAGCUAUAUUGUCCCACCAACUCCUUACGGAUGAUGGAGUUUCGUUGUUGGGCUGAUCCGGCCGUUAAGAAUGCCGCCGUCUACCUUCAUGAGCUUGACAAACGUUGCCAUCUUUUAGAAGCUCAUCGGCAGGAAAAACGAGAACGAAUUUGUGCGAAACGUGAUGUGGAAGGAAAAAAUCGUGCUGCAAACAGGCAACUACGGUAUAGUAGCUGUGACAAUUUUUCUGUUCUAUAG